Messenger RNA from Sphaeramia orbicularis (orbiculate cardinalfish), 996 nucleotides. Its product is annotated as recQ-mediated genome instability protein 2-like. Gene Ontology annotation, biological process: negative regulation of double-strand break repair via homologous recombination; maintenance of rDNA; DNA repair. Bases 1 to 426 code for a protein of 141 amino acids. The transcript is spliced from 2 exons. The record is from RefSeq and is a predicted model, not a curated record. Lineage: Eukaryota; Metazoa; Chordata; Actinopteri; Kurtiformes; Apogonidae. Gene Ontology annotation, cellular component: cytosol; nuclear speck.
AUGUCCAAAACAGAGCAGUCGGGUCCGGACAGAAAACGUCCUCCGCCCGUUAAGGUGUUGUCCGGGCAGCUGAGGACGGGGUCUGACUGCGGGGACGGAGUUCUUAUCAAGGCGGGCCCGGGUCGGUCUCUGCCGGUGUCUCUGGUGUGGAUGCAGGGGACCGUCAUGGAAGUCCAACCGGACCAGAACACGGUGGUUCUGAUGGACGAGACCGGGACGUUUACGGUUCAGGGAGUCAAAAACAUCCCCAAAGGAAAACCCUGCCUGUCUCCAGGCAAAUAUGUCAUGGUGAUGGGUGUCGUCCAGGCCGUAUCCCCGGAGCCGGUCGUCCGUGCGGUGAAGUUGGCAGACCUCUCGGAGCUGGCGGCGCUUCACAGACGGAUGUGGAAGCUGGAGGUGGAGGAUCUGCAGCAGGUUUUGGCCUGAAUGCUGAACCGCUGGUGGGGAAACGGGCCCGGUCCUGUUGCAGCUGGAAGUCCACGACUGAAGGAAUCCGUGACAAACUCUCAGGACUUAAACGGUAAAUUCAGGCUUAAAUGCUAAGACAAACCCCUGCAGAUACGGAUGUAAAACAUGAAGAUCUGGAGCCACAGACGGUUAAGCAGAGCUGAAAAUGCUCAGUUUAGUUUCAGUUUAAAAUCUGAUGGAAUUUAUGUACAAAUAUAUGGACUUCUUUACCUUAAUUAAAACGUGUUUGUAUGUAUUUUUAAUGAACAGAAGCAGAAAUGUGUAUUUUUUUUUUGUUCAUUUGUAGCAGUUAGGAUGCUCUUAUAAACCUGUUUAAUAAAAAUUAAGCUUUUUUACAUAAUUGGUUUCCUUUAUAAUAGUUUAAAGCAGGAAAAAGCUGAUAAUACAAAUAAUUAUAUUAACUAUAUGGACAAAAGUAUUGGGACACAUUGAAUUCAGGUUUUUUCAUUUCAUUGGAAACAGGCUGGACUAAAAUUAUAUAGUGACAAAAAUCAUACUAUAAUUUUAUAUUGUGACAUGGAUAUUUAU